AUGGAAUCCAACUUGGAGAAACUCGAAGAAGACCUUCUUCAAAUCAACAAGAACACCAGAACUCUCCAGACCAACCAUAUUCAAUUGCUUGAGAUGAAAGCUGGCUUGAAGCAUGUUACGUUUUUGAUGGACCAUCAGAGCAAGAGCGAAGCAGCAAUGUCCAUCUCCGAAGCUGCUCGCGGAGAGGCUGGGCCAUUUAGUGUCGGAUUGAAGCAAGAGUUUGAUAAGCCAGUCAGAGAUGACAAUGAGCUUAAGUAA
Molecule: messenger RNA, 258 nt
Organism: Caenorhabditis briggsae
Lineage: Eukaryota; Metazoa; Nematoda; Chromadorea; Rhabditida; Rhabditidae
Exons: 1
Coding region: 1-258 (85 amino acids)
Source: RefSeq, a predicted model, not a curated record